GGUCCAGUGUUAACAAGAAAGCAAGUUGCGUACUCAGAAAUUAACCAAAAUAUUCCAGCGAUUACAUCACACAGGUAUUGAAUAACAUCUGUAUGAUCUUUGAUUUAUAAUUAUACCCUUGGCGCACUCUAGAGACUGAAGGCAUAGCAGCGUGUCUAGGCUCUCGAGGGAGUUGUUGAUUCGCAGAGUGGCGUUAAACUGGUGACCCCUUCAGUGCUUAUAUGCUAAUGUAAAUGCGUUGAGUCGAGCUCUUGUUUUCACCGUGCCCUGGCGAGUUUACUAGCGCGCUGAAGCUCGCCGCUCUUUUGGGUUAGACUGUUAGUGGUUCUAGUGGAGCGCAAUGGGUUCGUGUAUGACAAAAGCGUGUCAGUGUCACCUUUGCCGGUGUUGCGAGUGCGGUAGGGGCUGUCGGUGUUGUUUGUGUUGCCGUAUGUUGUUCGGUGAUUGGUGGAUGUGUAGCGACUGCUGCGAAGAAGACGACGACGAAGAGAUGAUACCUCAAGUCAAGAAAACGCAGAAGAGGCCGGAUGACGGAGAAGGCAUGUAUCAGUACGAUAAUGGAGACUUCUAUGUGGGUGAGUGGCGACGAGGGAAGAGACAUGGCUACGGCAACUUGGAAAAAGCUGACGGUACUCGGUUUGUGGGAUUUUUCUACGAUGACGAGUUUGUAGGCGACAAGCCAGAUGAGCGUCUCAAUAAUAGCCCAGUCACGCGCAGACCAUUUGCGAAACCACAAGUGUCACGCGACGAUGAUGAGGGCAUCUUACGAAAGACAGACGAGGAUGCGAUCGCCAAAGCAAAGGAAGAAGAAGAGCGAGAUCCUCACGACAGACUGCUAAACGGCAAUAACGCUAACUCUUAUGAUGCCGUCUCCAAAGACUGAAUGUUAUUAUCGCCAGCUUAGUAGUUUUCUAUGGGCUCUUCGUAUUCUCAACCUUUUGGCGGUUAUAAUUCCUGUUCCUUUCUUCUUGUAUACACCCUGUUGUAUCCUGAAACGUAGAGCAGGCGAUUGGCAAGGCGCGUGUUGGUAUUAGCUAACUUAGGGGCUCUUUCAAGGUUUUCAGAGAAUGAAGGGCUCAAAGAAGUUUUAAUAUGAUACAAUGCGAUUGGUUGAUUAGAGGGAAUUUUUUUGUGUGAAAAAUGUCUGGUUUCCCAAUGGGAAGGGGAUAUAAAUAUAAAAAUAAAAAAUAAGAAAACACAGACAAAAGAAAACUAAAGACAAUUUGCACGGAUGAUUGUGUUAGAAUUCAUUUGUAAUAAAAUUCAAAUGUAAUGCAAAAA
Molecule: messenger RNA, 1281 nt
Organism: Nematostella vectensis (starlet sea anemone)
Lineage: Eukaryota; Metazoa; Cnidaria; Anthozoa; Actiniaria; Edwardsiidae
Exons: 3
Coding region: 341-883 (180 amino acids)
Source: RefSeq, a predicted model, not a curated record